Peronospora farinosa is the source of this 540-nucleotide messenger RNA. Lineage: Eukaryota; Oomycota; Peronosporomycetes; Peronosporales; Peronosporaceae. The record is from the annotation of a GenBank genome assembly.
AUGUCGUCUCCACGACUUCAGCAUCGUGCCAGCAGCAGCGCAAAUUUGCAAGGUGACUUCCGUGUGGAGGUUUUGGGUAGCCAAGAGUCGCUAGAUCUUGACUGUGGCAAGUUUUACACGGAAUACAUUCUGCGUUGCUCGUGGAUUAAAUGCAAUGGAACACCAGAGGUUAAACUGCAACAAAUUUGGGACGUCGUCCGUCGCUAUCGUGAAUUCUGCGCAAUCGACAUAUUGUUGCGCGAGAAGUAUCCGUCGCGUGCACCGAUGUUCCCGUACUUGCCAAGUAAGAAAUACAUUGGCUCGUCAUUAUCAGCUGACUUUGUGGACAAGCGACAGCGUGAUCUUGGCUAUUAUAUAAUGUCCAUUCUACAUAGCUGUCCAUUGCUCGUGCAAGAUGAAAUUAUCGACUCUUUUCUAGACAUUAAGCGACACAUUCUCGAACGCGCGCGAGAAGAAGAAUGCAGCGAUAGUCGCUCUGUCUCUACUCCCACGCACACAAUGAGCAACUUUGGGGGCGUUAGUCCCUUGCGUAAUCAUUGA